GGGAGUGGGGUCUGACCGCAAAGUGUCUACUGUUUAAAAGAAAGGGACUUUACCCUCCCUCUCUCUCUCUUUCACUCAUUCCCUCUCUCAGCAUCAGCAGACACAGUGGCUGGAUGGAGCACAUGCAGUCAGAGUAGAGACACAGAGUGGAAUGACAGAACUGUCAUUUCUCUCGAGACACUUCAAGAAGCAAGUUACCGACGUGUGCAACCUUUGCUCGGUGUCACAUUUCAUGCCAUUGAGAGAGGCGCAUCUUUGAGCCUGUGGUAAAGGGACUGGUUUCACUAAGGUCUACAAGCAAACCCAGUAUCUUUAAACAGUCCUGUUUACAACUUGAGAAGAGUUCUCUGAGAGCACAUCAUCAUGGGGAUGCAAGGCCUACCCCUGGCCUUUGUAGCGGUGGCCCUCCUAGUCCACCUUUCUAGUGCAGGCCUGGUGAAAAGAGUAAUUAGACAUAGAAGAGAAUCACUGUCACCAACCACUGAGAAUUUGACAGUCCCAAGUCAUGAUCAGCCUGUGGUCUUCAACCAUGUAUACAAUAUCAAUGUCCCCUCUGGAUCCCUUUGCUCGGUGGACUUGGAUUCACCUGGAACAACAGAAAUGAAGCCCAGAUCUGAACAAUCUGACCAGCACAUAGAAAACACCAUGGAUGGGGACAAUCAGAUUGUUUUUACACAUAGGAUUAACAUUCCCAAGCAAGCUUGUGGUUGUGAUAACCAUCUGCCUGACCUGAAGGAUCUUCUGAACAGACUAGAUAUGCUGGAGGCGGAGGUGUCCAGUCUAAGAGAGCAAUGCACAAGUGGAGCAGGCUGCUGUGGUGCUCAAGUUGCAGGUGAAGUCACUACCAAACCCUACUGCAGUGGCCGGGGAAACUACAGCACUGACACCUGCAGCUGUCUGUGUGAGCCUGGUUGGAAGGGAUCUAACUGCUCUGAGCCAGAAUGCCCGAAUUUCUGCCAGGACCAAGGCCGAUGUGAGGAUGGCAAGUGUGUCUGCUUUGAUGGCUUCGGUGGUGAGGACUGUGGAAUUGAGCUGUGCCCUGUUGAUUGUGGGGAGAAUGGGGAAUGCAUUGAUGGGGCUUGCAUCUGUGAGGAGGGCUACAUCGGCGAGGACUGCAGUUUAACCAACUGCCCGAAUAACUGCCUCGGCAGGGGGCGCUGUGUGGAAGACGAAUGCGUUUGCGAUGAGCCCUGGACUGGGUUUGACUGCUCUGAGCUCAUCUGCCCUAAAGACUGCUUCGAUCGUGGACGCUGUGUCAAUGGAACCUGCUUUUGUGAUGAGGGCUUCACUGGGGAAGACUGUGGGGAGCUUACCUGUCCCAAAAACUGCAACCACCAUGGCCGGUGUGUGAAUGGCCAGUGUGUCUGCAACAUCGGCUACAGUGGAGAAGACUGUUCCAAGCUUACCUGUCUCAACGAUUGCAGUCAGAGGGGUCACUGUUUCAAUGGAAAGUGUAUUUGUGACCCUGGGUUCGAGGGUGAGGACUGUAGUGUUCUCUCCUGCCCUGACAAUUGCAAUGACAGGGGACAAUGUGUGGAAGGUGAGUGUAUUUGUGAUGCUGGAUAUGAAGGGGACGAUUGCUCUGAGCUUUCCUGCCCCAAUAACUGCCACGGUCACGGGCGAUGUGUCAACGGCCAGUGCAUUUGCAAAGAGGGCUUUGCUGGAGAAGAUUGCAGCAUCAAGACCUGUCCCAAUGACUGCCAUGGGCAUGGUCAGUGUGAAGACGGCAAAUGCGUCUGCACAGAGGGCUUCACCGGAGAGGACUGCAGCAUCAAGACCUGUCUCAAUGACUGCAACGAGCGUGGACUGUGCGUGGAUGGAAAAUGCAUUUGUGAAGAGGGAUUCACUGGAGAGGACUGCAGCAUCAGGACCUGUUUGAAUGACUGCAAUGAUCGUGGACUGUGUGUGGAUGCCCAAUGCGUUUGUGAAGAGGGCUUUACUGGAGAGGACUGCAGCAUAAAGACUUGUCCCAAUGACUGCCAGGGCCGUGGACAAUGUGUGGAUGGGAAAUGUGUUUGCCACACCGGCUUUACUGGGGAUGACUGCAGUGAGUUGACUUGCCCCCAUAACUGCCAUAACAAAGGACUUUGUGUAAAUGGCCAAUGUGUGUGUCACAGCGGCUUCACCGGAGAGGACUGCGGUAAAAAGACAUGUCCCAACAACUGUCUGGAUCAUGGGUUCUGUGAAGACGGAAAGUGUGUGUGCUUUGAAGGCUACACUGGCGUGGAUUGCGCUGAGCUGACCUGCCCAGGAAACUGCAAUGACCAAGGCCAAUGUCUGAAUGGAAUAUGCAUUUGUGAUUUAGGCUUCACUGGCGAGGACUGCUCUGAUGUCUCCCCACCCAGAGACCUGACUGUUACUGUAGUUGACCCAGAAACAGUGGACAUCUCCUGGGUCAAUGAGAUGGUUGUAACCGAGUAUCUUAUCACCUACGUGCCAACGGCUCCUGGUGGUUUGGAGAUGGAAAUGAGAGUGUCUGGUGAAAAGAAGACUGCAACCAUUAAAGAGCUUGAGCCUGGCAUAGAGUAUCUAAUCAGUGUCUUUGCUAUCCUGAACGGCAAAAUGAGCGUUCCUGUCAGUGCCAGAAUAGCCACACAUCUUCCUGAACCCGAGGGACUGAAAUUCAAAUCUGUAAAAGAGACAGCAGUGGAGGUUGAGUGGGACCCCUUGAACAUUCCAUUUGAUGGCUGGAACCUUAUAUUCAGAAACACAAAAGAAGAGGAUGGAGAGAUUCUGAACUCUCUCACCCCACCUGAGACCACCUUUGAGCAGUCUGGUCUUGGACCUGGUCAAGAGUAUGAGGUCAAACUGGAGGCUGUAAAAAACAACACCCGGGGACCCCCAGCCAGCAAAAACGUAGUGACAAUGAUUGACGCUCCCAGCCAGGUGGAUGUACGUGAUGUGACAGACUCUACAGCCCUUAUCACCUGGCUACAGCCUGUAGCUCAUGUGGACGGUAUCUCCAUGUCCUAUGGCCCAAACAAAGACUCCUCGGACAAGAAGACGAUCGAGCUUUCCCCCAUGGAUCCCCAGUACCAUUUGUCUGAGCUGCAUCCUGACACUGAGUAUGAAGUGUCUCUAAUGGCCCGCCGGGGAGAGAUGACCAGCUUUCCUAUAUAUGAAACCUUCACAACAGACCUGGAUCCCCCUAAGCAUCUAAAGACAGUGGAAGAGACAGCUGAAAGCAUUACUCUGGAAUGGAUAAACAGCAAAGCCAAUGUCCCCAGUUAUCGCAUCAAAUACGGCCCACUGUCUGGAGGGGAGCAUGGAGAACUGGUCCUCCCCAGUGGCCCACAAGGCACCACUCAGGCUAAAAUCACCGGUCUCCGACCUGGGAAUGAAUACGGAAUGGGGGUAACCGCUAUAAAGGACGAACGUGAGAGCAUGCCUGCAACGACCAAUGGUGUAACUGUUCUUGAUGCUCCUAAAGAACUCCAAGUCACUGAGACCAAAGAGACCACACUGAUGCUGGUUUGGAGGAGACCGGUGGCCAAGAUCGAUUACUUUAGACUUGUGUUUGUAUCACCUGAUGGCAAGAAAACCGAGACGGAGGUACCGGGCGGUGUCAAUACCCACACCCUUGUGAACCUGAACCCAGGCACGGUGUACACCAUCACCCUGAUUGCUGAGAGAGGACGAAUGAAGAGUGCUCCAGUCACUCUCUCUGCAUCCACAGAUGAGGAGAAGCCUCAGGUGGGGAACAUCACCAUCUCCAACGUAUCUUGGGACAGCUUCAGCGUGUCAUGGGACGUGGAAGGAAAAGAGUUUGAUGGCUUCCUUGUUGAAGUCUCUGACCCUGAUGGCCUGUCAGAUGGCCAGAACCACAGUCUCUCAGGCCAGGAAUUCAACCUGGCUGCCACGGCCCUCUCCCCUAGUACUUUCUACAGGGUCGCUCUUUAUGGCAUGUUCAAGGGAGAUUUAAUUGACCCUGUCUUUGCUGAAGCCGUCACAGAGGCUGAACCUGAAGUGGAGCAUCUGCUGGUCUUGGACAUCACCCCACACAGCUUAAAACUGGCCUGGACAGCCCCAGAAGACGUCUUUGAUGCGUUUUCUAUCAAAGUCAUUGAUUCGAAUGGAUUAGGCGAACCUCACCACAUCAGUGUGUCCGGAAAUAAAAGGACAGAAGUGGUUUCAGGUCUUAAUGAAGAUACGGAAUACGAAAUUGAGCUCUUUGGGACCAUUUUGGGACGCAAAUUCCAGCCUAUUUUGGCUGUAGCUCGAACAGGUCUGGGUACGCCCAAAGGGAUAAGCUUUUCUGACGUGAUGGAUACAUCGGCUACUGUUCACUGGAAAUUACCUGGUAACCAAGUAGACAGCUACCGGGUCACCUAUGUACCCAUUCAGGGUGGCAGCCCGCUGACACUGAGAGUAGAUGGAGGAGAGUCUCAGGCUUUGUUGCAAAAUCUGACCCCUGGUGUGACCUACCAGGUCACUGUUAUUGCUGUGAAGGGCCUGGAGGAGAGUGAGCCAGGAUCUGAAAGGGUCACAACAGCCCUGGAUAAACCACGAGGCCUGACAGCUGUCAACAUCACAGACACUGAAGCUCUGCUAGUGUGGCAGCCUUGCAUCGCUACUGUGGACGGAUAUGUUAUCACUUACAGUGCAGACAAUGUGGAGCCAGUGAUGGACAGGGUAUCGGGGAACACUAUGGAGUUUGAUAUGAGCUCUCUCACACCUGCCACUCUAUACACAGUAAAGGUCUAUGCAGUCAGAGAGGCAGCCAAGAGCGCUCCAACUACCACAGAGUUUACCACAGAUGUUGAUGCUCCCCAGAACCUGGCUGCCAAUAAUAUUCAAACAGAGAGCGCAAUGUUAACAUGGCAACCACCGAGAGCAGACAUCAGUGGGUAUAUCCUCAGCUUUGAGUCUGCUGGUGGCAUUAUCAGGGAGGUAGUCCUUAGCCCCACAGCAACAUUUUACAGCUUGUUGCAGCUGACUGCCUCCACAGAGUACACAGUAAAACUUCAGGCCAUUGCUGGGCCAAAGAGAAGCAGAAUCAUCUCUACAGUUUUUAGCACCACUGGAAUAUUGUACAAGCACCCCAAAGACUGCUCACAGGCUCUGUUAAAUGGGGAAACGACCUCAGGCUUGUACACUAUUUACCUGCGUGGAGAUGAGAGCCAGCCCCUGCAGGUCUACUGUGAUAUGACCACUGAUGGAGGCGGAUGGAUUGUGUUUGUUAGACGUCAGAGUGGUAAAGUGGAGUUUUUCAGAAACUGGAGGAACUACACUGCAGGCUUCGGUGACCUGAAUGAUGAAUUCUGGCUGGGUCUCUCUAACCUCCAUAAGAUCACAUCAAAUGGCCAAUAUGAACUACGUGUGGACCUGAAAGAUAAGGAUGAGUCUGCAUAUGCACAAUACGACAAGUUUUCAAUCUCAGAACCACGCAGUCACUACAAAGUCCAUGUAGGAGGAUACACUGGCACAGCAGGUGACUCAAUGACUUAUCACAAUGGCCGCCCAUUCUCCACCUACGAUCAUGACAAGGACAUAGCUGUCACCAACUGUGCUCUAUCUUAUAAGGGAGCAUUCUGGUAUAAAAACUGUCAUCGAGUGAAUAUUAUGGGCCGAUAUGGAGACAACAGUCACAGCAAGGGUGUAAACUGGUUCCAUUGGAAGGGCCAUGAGCACUCCAUUGAGUUUGCUGAAAUGAAGAUGAGGCCCGCCAACUUCAGGAAUUUUGAGGGAAGGAGAAAGCGAUCGUAAAUUGGCAGGCUCGACCCCUGACCAGCCCCACCGCCCCCCAGCCGCCCAUUCACCUGCAUCAUCUCAUCCCCUUCAUCUACCAAAGCCACUGCCAGGAGCCAAGCCAGCUCUCUGCACUCUCCUCUUCAUGGAGAACAGAAACAAAACAUUUCUUCUUUCCCCAUUUAAAGCUAAAGACCAUACUCUACAGUGUGUGCACCACUUCCGUUAACACCGAUCUGAGAGUAAACCAGACUCGUAGUGAAGUGUUCAGCUAUACACACUGUGCCUGUACACCACACGCCAAAGACAUACGUCCAUAUAAUAUAAUGCCAGUGGAGGGAUUUUGAGUUUGGCUUGGUGCUUUUCAUUGAAAAAUCAAGAUAUCGUCUCUCUGUAUCUCACAUGCAGUCACAGUGGAUCAGAUCUUGAGAGAGUAGAAUGUCUGUGUGUGGUAUUCUUUGUUUUGGAGUCUCUUCACUAGACUGUAGCUAGCUAGGUGUUUUUAUCCUCUAAAUUCUCAUCUUAAAUGAGAAGAGCACAUUAUGAUUAAAAAGUUUUAUAUGCAGAUAACAAAUGGACUGCAUAAAUAUAUCUAGUGAGGAGGCUCAGAGAAGUUCUGUGUUUUUCUAGGCUGUGACAAAAAUACACAUGCUCUUUGCCUUCUCUUUCCCACAACUCAGUUCUGAAGUGGCACGUGUUAACAUCAGGAACUGAUGUCCUUACAGUACCACUACUGUAAGUGUUCAUUUAUAUGCACCUUUCUUUGUGUUUUCUUUACCCUAUACCUAUAUUGGCAUUCAUUGACACAACAUUGAUUUGUUGCUUUGUAAAACAUUUAAAGAAAGCAAAGGCUGGACCUACAGUCAGAUUCAAGAUAGUCAUUUAUAUGAUGAUUCAUAAUGAAAAAAGUCAAAGAUAAGAGAGAAAAAAUAUACCAGGCUGUUGGUUGUGGUACAUAUCCUAUAGCCAUAUGUGAAAGUCCUGUUAGCAAAAAAUAUUAAUAUACAGAAUAAGUCUUCGUGUUUGCCCCCAUUUACCCUGCUAUCGACUAAACCACUGACCCUAUACGAUACUUGUGUAAAUUAUGUCUUGUUUCGAUAUUUGAUUUUUCUGUUGUUUGUUUGUUUGUUUGUUAAAUGGGUGUACAACAGGUGUUUCUUUGUAACCCCUCUUACAAUAAAACAGAUUUUUGUUUA
Molecule: messenger RNA, 6884 nt
Organism: Triplophysa dalaica
Lineage: Eukaryota; Metazoa; Chordata; Actinopteri; Cypriniformes; Nemacheilidae
Gene: tncb
Product: tenascin Cb
Exons: 23
Coding region: 364-5706 (1780 amino acids)
Molecular function (GO): protein binding
Source: RefSeq, a predicted model, not a curated record